Molecule: messenger RNA, 3590 nt
Organism: Carcharodon carcharias (great white shark)
Lineage: Eukaryota; Metazoa; Chordata; Chondrichthyes; Lamniformes; Lamnidae
Gene: gtf2h2
Product: general transcription factor IIH, polypeptide 2
Exons: 16
Coding region: 119-1297 (392 amino acids)
Biological process (GO): nucleotide-excision repair; DNA-templated transcription; regulation of transcription by RNA polymerase II
Cellular component (GO): transcription factor TFIIH holo complex; transcription factor TFIIH core complex
Molecular function (GO): zinc ion binding
Source: RefSeq, a predicted model, not a curated record
GUGCGACACUGUGAGUAGCUGCUUGGUGUGACUUUAAAGUUGGUCCGGGGGGGAAUGCGAGGAGUCAGUCAAUUAAACGGAACCAGGGUAACAGUUAUCAAACAAACUCCCUGAAAAAAUGUACGAUGAGCCAGAAAAAACCAAACGUUGGGAAGGAGGCUAUGAACGGACUUGGGAAGUCCUGAAAGAAGAUGAGUCAGGUUCUCUUAAAGCUACUGUUGAUGAUCUUCUCUUCAAAGAAAAAAGAAGAAGAGUAUUUGAGCAGCAUGGACAAGUUAGACUUGGAAUGAUGCGGCACUUGUAUGUGAUAGUAGACAUGUCAAGAUCAAUGGAAGAUCAGGAUUUGAAACCGAACCGACUUACCUCAACGUUAAAGUUGCUGGAAUACUUUGUAGAAGAAUAUUUUGAUCAAAAUCCUAUUAGUCAGAUUGGUAUUGUUACUACAAAAAACAAAAGGGCAGAAAAACUUACUGAACUUGCAGGAAAUCCGAAAAAGCAUAAAGAAGCUUUGAAGAAAGCUGUAGGUAUGCCAUGCAGUGGAGAACCUUCACUUUACAAUUCACUCACCUUGGCCAUGGAGACUUUGAAGCACAUGCCAGGACACACCAGUCGUGAAAUACUUGUCAUUUUUAGCAGUCUUACUACAUGUGACCCAUCCAACAUUUAUGACCUUAUUAAGUGCUUGAAGACUGCUAAAAUCAGAGUGUCUGUGAUUGGUCUGUCGGCAGAAGUUCGAGUUUGCACUGUUCUCACCCGCGAGACUGGUGGUACAUACCAUGUUAUUUUAGAUGAGAGCCAUUUUAGAGAGCUGCUUAGUUAUCACGUGAGACCUCCACCUGCCAACUCCAAUUCAGAGUGUUCUCUUAUUCGUAUGGGUUUCCCCCAGCAUACAAUGGUAUCUUUAUCAGAUCAGGAUGCAAAACCAUGUUUCAGCAUGGCACAUUUAGAUAGCAGCAGUGGACCAGUCUUAACACUUGGUGGAUAUUAUUGUCCCCAGUGCAGAGCUAAAUAUACUGAACUGCCUGUGGAAUGCAAAGUGUGUGGUCUUACACUAGUGUCUGCACCUCAUUUGGCAAGGUCUUACCACCACCUGUUUCCAUUGGAUGCAUUCAGAGAAACUUCCUUAGAGGAGAUUCAAGGAGAAAGGUAUUGUCAAGGUUGCCAGGGGGAAUUGAAAGAUCUAAAUGUAUACAUUUGCAAUUCGUGCCAGAACGUCUAUUGUGUGGAGUGUGAUAUUUUUAUUCAUGAUACCUUGCAUUGUUGUCCUGGAUGUAUUCACAACCAAUGCAAUCCUUAAUGACUAUCAAAUAUAUUAUGAGAUUAAUGAGUAACCAACUAAGGGAAUAUUGUCUGUAUCCAUUGCCAAGAGCCUCAAAGUGCUGAAACGUACUUUACUUAUAUACCACCUGACCUGCUAAAUGUGAUUCUGACCUGAAGCUUUACAAUUAUAGCUAUGUUAAAAUAAAUAGUUUUGCAACACUGUCAAUUAUAUAAGUUUCAUUAGUCGUGAUCACAUUGUUGUAGACAUAAGUUACCUACUUGUUAAGCUUCUUUGUUUUCAGUUUUUAUUGAUUUCCCCAUUCAUAAUUUUACAAAUUUAUUUUCUGAUUAGUUUUUUUUUACUAAGUUUCACCUGAAAAUUAACAGACCUGGGAUGUACCUUGGAUUCAGUUGGUCAGUGCUUUUCACAAUGUUCCUCUGAACCACAUGACCAAUAAUCUCUAAACUGUGGUGAAUCAGCUAACUUAAGUUGGAGUAGCUAAGGAUUUUACAAAUGGCUUCUGUGUACCUAAGAAGAAAAGCAGCUAGCCUUCCUAACCAAUGAGUUCUGCUUGGAAUUACAUGUAUUGAAUUUGGACAGAACUGGAAUUGGCUGUCAUGCCUCAUAAUCACAUAGAUGAUCAGCAGUUGUCUUGUACAUGAAGAAUGACCAUUUGGGCAAUAUCUGGGGUCUCCUAGCAUCUAUGGGGCCCAGCCUGAGUUAGCAUGUUAAUGUGAGGGUGAAGGAAAGAAAGAAAUUUUGACUCAUUUAGUAAAAAGAUCUAUUUUUCUGUGCCCCUGUCAACUGCAUUAUUAUCUACUGCAAUAUUGAAGGGUAAACUAUGUACUUAUGGUGGUACUAUUUUCUAUUUUAUUUUUAAAAUAUCAAAGACAUACUUUUUGUUAGUUUUCCACAUUAGCUUCACCUAGAAAAUUAAACUCAUGUUUUUUCUUCCUAAUUUCACUUGGAUUGAUUAUUUUAAAAUUUGCUUUGCUUCACUGCUGCAGCAACCAUGGAAGUGUUAUAGCCAAACUCAUUACAGCUCUUGACUGACAAACAAGUACAUACAGUUAGAAUCCACUGAAUAGCAGUCUGAAUGGAAACCCUGAUGCUCCUAAUUUGUAGCACCGCUAGUUGCGAUUAGUUAACUUGGCACCGAUUGUGAAUUGAAUCUGGGAACUUAAGGUCUCUGUGAUUUAUUACUAUACAAGACAAUGUCUUUAUCCACAAGAAAAUCAGGAAUUUAAUAUUUUCUGAAAUUUAAACAAAAUUAAAGUUGAAAAUCUACCUAUAGAAGAUGAAUACUGUAUAAAAAAUGUUUAUUUGUGAAAAGUAGGUUUCAGUUGCUAGUUUACACAUGUGGGGUUCCCUUUUUUAGCUAAUAAAUGUAUAAAACUUAUAGUUUAAAUGUAUAGUUUGACACUGGUUAGCUUUGUUUUUUUAGCACUUAGGAGCUAUAUUUCAAGCCACUCAUCAUUCCAGAAAUUGAAGAGUCCUGUAUUUACAAUGCUUCUUGUUUCAUCACGUUGUAGUUCAAGCUGUCUUACAAUGGUGUUGCUGUAACAUUUUCAAAAUGUUAAUGACUAGUUCUAUCUAUUAAGCUAGUGUGUGGAGUGAACUAUAUUUGCAUACAUGAUCCCUUUGUUUUACGGAAGUGCUUUUAAAUUUGAAUAAACAAAUCUUAAUUGAAACAACAGACAGGAAGGGAAAAAUGUAGUUUGCUCAUCCAGAGACAUCAAGAUUGCCUUCGUGAAGAAAAUGUAAAUGUUUUCCAAAAUCCAAGUGCAUUUUUUGGUGAUGCAAAUUUAAUUCAGGCUCAUGCAGAAAUGCAAGGUUGUAUUUGUCAGGAAUUUUAAAAAUUAAUGUUUUACGUUCUAACAGCAUUUCAAUGGACUCAUCUUUUUGUGGGUGGACCAUUAAAGUCUGAUCUGUAUGAACAAUGGGCCUUCACCAACAGUAGUAAUUAUUAUAAAACUUAUAAUUGUUGGAUUGCACCCAAGUUGAUUUGUCAUUCCCUGUGCAAGUUGAAUUGUUGGAAGCUGAUCCCGCCUUUGUUUUUGAAGCAUUUUAUAUUUAUUAGAAAGGAGUAAAUGUGCUUCCAAAUACCAUUGAGUACUGUUUAUUUUAUAUUCAAGAGAUUAGUGCUGCAAUGUUGCUAUUAUGUUUAUUAGAUAAGUCUAGUGCUCUCUCAAUUGUGACAAAAUGAAUUCUUAAACCAUCUCAAGUUUUGUAAAAUUAUUGUAUUCAAGACAAUUUGUAUUUUUAUUAUGUGACAUAAAAAACACAUGGUCAUUUUACUUAUCUUUCUAAAAUAAAUGACUAUUUAUAA